AUGCAAAGAAGAAUUGUUGUCAGUGCACAGUCUAACAGUAAGAAACGUAUUUACAUUAUAUGCAAGCAAAUUCGCGAAGGAAAUACAAUUUCAAAAUGUGACCAGCGAAGAAAGUACUUCAACCGGAAGAAUAUAUCACCUGAAGAAAUGAUUAAAAAUGUACAGGACCAUAUAGAAGCCAUUCCUAAGUAUUCAAGCCAUUGUAGUAGGAAAGGUAAUCCUAAUCGAGUGUAUAUUGACCAUGAUCUUUCAGUUGCUUCCCUUUAUCAGAAACACUAUAAGCCAUGGUGCACAGAGCAUGGUACUGCACCUGUUAAAGAAGACACUUACCAGCAAAUUUUCUGUAACCAAUAUAACAUUGGCUUCAUGAUUCCAAAAAGCGAUACAUGCGACCAGAACAAGAUUUUAAUGGAAUCAAAUAAAGAUAAUGAGUCAAAGUUAAAAGAAAUUAAAAUCCAGUCAGAUAUAUAUCAAAGAAGAGCGGAAGCAAUCCAAGCUAACAUAAAACAGGAAAUAGACGAGGCUACGAGGCUAAACAAGAAGCUAGUCGUUUGCUCUUCAGCAGGCACUUUCAAUUUCUGA
Messenger RNA from Psylliodes chrysocephalus, 582 nucleotides. The record is from the annotation of a GenBank genome assembly. Lineage: Eukaryota; Metazoa; Arthropoda; Insecta; Coleoptera; Chrysomelidae.